This is a messenger RNA of Aphanomyces astaci, 887 nucleotides long. RefSeq lists its product as hypothetical. The transcript is spliced from 4 exons. The coding region runs from base 18 to 887 and encodes 289 amino acids. The record is from RefSeq and is a predicted model, not a curated record. Lineage: Eukaryota; Oomycota; Saprolegniomycetes; Saprolegniales; Verrucalvaceae.
CUUGUGAUGAGAACAGCAUGAAGCACACCCAGCCACCAGUGGACCUUUCGUUUACGCUGUAUGUAUGCGGAGGGUCUCUUCUUGGCAUCGCCAUUCUACUGAGGCUGUACUGCAGACGGCGGCGCACUCGUUUUCACUCGCCAUUGGACGUGGGCCAAGUGACGCUGUCCGAGAACAUCGCGCGGCGGAAGCAAGACCUCCAGCGCUUCAUCAGUACGCUGCAACGACAGUUGACGACUCGACAACAGCAGCUCGACAUGCAUGACCGCGUGGAGCAAGUGUUGACGGCGCGCCAAGCGCUUGAGACCCCUCCGUCCGACGAUCCAAGAUGGAACGAGAUCAUGCAACGCGGCAAGGAAAUGUACCAGGAUGAAUGGGAAGUCGGUACCGACGGCCAACUUCCUCUGGGGGUGCUAUUAACCAUGCAUAAGGACGAACUACUAGCUGCGACCACUCGAGCUACACCUCCAACACUUGCCUCCAGUCAUGCCAAGGCCAUUGACCGUCAGAACCAUGCAAUGUUGAUCCAGCAAGAGUACAUGCAAAAAACUGCCCGCAGCCAGCAAGGGGUGCCUGGGUCCGUCUUGCCGGUACCAGUGGCGGCGUCUCAAUGGAAGUCACAGCGGCCAGUGGGGCCGUCCGCCAUGCAACCGCGAGGUCUUCCCUUGCCAAAGAUGGCGCCAUCUUCGAAUACUACAUGGAGUCACCAUCGAUUCCAUCCAGACGCUAAUCUGCCACCUCGGACAAACCACCGACCGCCGCCGGUCCCGAGACUGAAUCUGCAAGCAUUAUUGUCGGCUAGUAGUACUAGGUUUAGUAGUACUAGUACUAGUCCAGCCCCAGGCGUCGUGUCGAUCAAAGAUAUAUUCAAACGGGUGCACGCGUAA